GUUUAUCGCUUAUCGGUAAACCGUUUUAUGAGUCUGGGUGGUAUCUUUACAGUUCAAUUUUUUUUACAUUUUUAUUUUAAAUUAUUGUUGCGCAAGUAAAAAAAGUGUAAGUUUUAUUGAUGAAAGUGAACUUGCAAAGAUAAAUCUGUGAAAAAAUUUAGGGUUCAGAAAUUCCCUACCUGUUACUUGUUCUUGUUUACUACCUGUUGUGAAGUUUCGGUUACACCUGUUUCGCCGUGAUUUUUUAAAAGUGAAGUGUUUAAAAUGACUGCGUUGUCUUGGAAGAAAAUAGAAGAUGAAAACGGGUUUCCUUAUUAUUAUAACAAGUCUUCUGGUGCUAAGCAAUGGGACCACCCUAAAUUUAGUGAAAUUGGACAAAGACUUGAUGACUGCAAUUAUGUUAAAUAUUCAAUCUAUAGAGUUGCUCUAAAAUUUAGAGUUUUACAGAAUGCUUUGUAUAUGGAUGAUGUUCCUCUAUCCAUAAUAGCAGGAGUUUUUGAACGACACAGAUUGGGAGCCAAUGAAAGUUCUCUUUGUCUGGAAAGUUGCGAGUUGGAAGCUGUUCUAUCGGACAUUUAUUUUGCUUCUAACAAAAAAAAUCAUACCAACAUUGACGUAGAUUUUGCUACAGAAUUGAUGCUUAACUUUUUAUAUAAUGUAUAUGAUAGACACAGGAAAGGUAAAAUCCAAGUACUAUCCAUAAAACUGACAUUGGCAAUUCUUAGUAAUUGUGAAGUUAAAGACAUGUACAGAUAUAUAUUUCAACAAUGUGCUGACCACAAUAAUUGCAUCACUCGACAACGACUUCAGUCGUUUUUAUCAAAAAUAAUUGAAGUCACUACAUAUUUACACGAAGAUGCAAGUUAUGGCACCAAACUUAUUAAUAUUUCGCUAGAAAACUGUUUUAUGAAUUCUCCAGGUUUUGUCGGUAUCAACGAAUCAAUGUUCAUUUCAUGGGUCGACAACAAUCCAAAAAUUUUGUCAUGGAUGCCAGUUCUUCAGAGAAUUAAAAUAGCAGAACCAGCACUACAUUCUGUCAAAUGUACAACCUGUAAAACGAAUCCAGUUAUGGGUUUACUCUACAAAUGCACUAAAUGUAGGAGGUACACACAAUGCCAACGAUGUUUUUUCACAGGAAGGACUACUGAUUCACACAAGCUAUCCCAUCCGAUGAGAGAAUACUGUACAUUGGUGGAAGAAACGUACAGUAAAAGUAAGAUGCUGAGGAAAAUUUGUAGUAUAUUGAGGUGUUCACACAAAAAUGAAUCAGUUUUUGUAGACACGAAACCAUUGAGUAGUGAUCAAGACUGCGUUGUUACUACAAACAAGCAGGAAACUUGUGAUGUAAAACCAAUGUCAUCUCCGAAUACCCAACUGAAACUCGUGAUAAAAAGAUUGGAAAUGCAGAAUAAAGAGUUACAGCAGUUUUUGUAUACAGACAAUUUGAAGGAGAAGGAAGUUUUGAGGUAUUUAGAAGAACAUAGGAUACACAUAAAUGCACAAAUCGAGAGACUGAAAACACUAACGAAUUGCCUGCAUUCGAAGAAUGCUUCACCAGAACUGACGUUAAGAAAAUCAACGAAAAAAAGACUAGUCGAAUCGACACCAGUUGCGAGAAAUAAUUAUAAACAGAAUCGUUGUGGUACUAAAAGUAUGGAUAUGUUAAGUCCAAUAGUAUCGGGUUCUGAAAAUUGUACUGCAGAUGAUAAUUUCGAUAUUCAAGAAAGUGUGGACCAAACAAGUGAAAAUUUGACAGAAACUAGGAGUGUCGCUUAUGGAAUCGAUGAUAUGAGUACGUGGAUAGGAGGUCAACCCAAAAAUCAAACCAGCACAUUCAAACCUGCAUUGUCAAAUUCAAAACCAAAACCAACACCUGGAGAACUUCACAGUGACCUGGACGAAGCUCUGGCUAAGCUGCAACAAAUACUUGCUAAUAACUUUUGUUUAGAUGAGUCUUUGGGACACAUUGACAACACGAAUUUAAAGUAUGCCAUGUCUGAAGUUGAGGGAAUGCUGACAUCUUUUAUCGAUACUGUUGAAAACAGUAGAGCAAGUUCUGUGAGAUCGAAGAAAAGAAAUGAUGAGCUUGGAAUAGCAGUUUAAGAGUAAUCUAGAUUUUAAUUUUCUAUAUUCUGUGGUAUUGUUUUUAUUUUGAGCUCAAAACAUAAUUAUGUAGUUAUAUGUGCAAUACACAAAUAUAUAUAUAUAUAUAUAUAUAUAUAUAUAUAUAUAUAUAUAUAUAUAGGUAUAGUUCUUUUACUACAAAAAUACGCUUACGUCAUUCAAGAUUUCUGACGUCAGAGCAUUGUCAAAACAUUAGAAUAGGACUGUUCAUCAUGGCCAUGUUCCUCGUACAGUGAGAAAGUAUGCAUCAUUACUAGACAGAGAUAUUUUUCUUUGUUCUUGUUUACUGUACAAAUAGUAUAUAUAAUUCUUUAUUCUAAUUCAUGAUGUCAAUCGGUUUUCAUUACUUGCCGAAAUAUAUUAAUUAACAAUCAGUAUAAUGAAUAGAAUAGAUCAUUUUAAGGCUAAAAAUGACAGAUGCAUAAUAUGUAGGUAUGUACUGAAUAGUAUUUAAUACGAGUAAAAUCUUGUAGGUAUAAUACAAGAAGGUGUAUAAAGAAAUAAAGGCUUUGUUUACUUUAUUAUUAUUUAUAUUACUAACCUAACCUAACAUUUAAAAAAUAAAAAAAUACUAAAUUAUAGUUAUUGAAAUAAAAAUACGAAAAUAAAGAAUAAAGUGUCUCAGCUAGCAAAGGAAUUUUUUGAAGUUAUACAUCUUUACAAUCGAGAGUGAAAUUUUAUAAUUCCCUGGCGCAUGUGCAGACAGACAGUAUGUGGUUCGUUGCUAAUCUUUCAAAUUAUGUAUGUAUCAGCGCAAAUAAGUCAUUAAAAGAAUAUAUUAGUGUUUUUAGUAAAUGUAUUAUUUAUUAUACUUUUGUGUCUUUGGAUUUGUCUUCCUCGGGAAUAAAAUAUUUUAUAAUAAUAGUAAGUAUAUUUACUUUAAAUUUUAAAGUAUUUUUAUACUUCACUGGGUCUAUUAAAUUUGUCAGUAUGUAUGAGAAAUCUUGUAACCUGUCAAAACAAAGGGAGUAUAGCUCAGUGGUAGAGCGUUCGUCCGGAGAUCGAGAGGUCCCUGGUUCAAAUCCGUGUGUUAUCUAACUUUUUUUUUAUUUUUGGUAGAUAUUGUUUUAAUAAAAAUUUUUGGAAAAUAGUAAGUAAAAAUUGGUUUAAUCUUUAAAUAAAAUACAAAUAACCUGUUGAAAGUAUAUUUAUUUCGUUGAAAUCAAAUAAUAGAAGUAUAACUUCUUACGUGCGUACAAAGUACACACACACAUUCUUUUUUUAUUCGAUUAUUGUAAUGCCUGUACCGUUGAUUGAUAAAUAGUAUACCCCUAUAUUUAUCAAUCAACGCCUGCACUAAAAGAAACAACGAAGCCGUGUUGUUAUGAAGUGGAUAAGGUUGAUACGCGCUAUUCGCGGUGUGCAAGUACUUGGAAGGGAAUUGAGAAACGAUCGUGCGCGAAUACGGAGAAAUAUUGCAACUUUGCAAUUGAAAUUGUCAAAUUGACGUACAUUUCAUAUCUACUGUCAUUGAAGAAGAAAAAUUAUAUGUUGCUCCACAAUAUUGAUAUGAUAUGCAAUUAUUAUAUAAAGGUAAAUUUAAUUAAUUGUAUUUUGCUUGCAGUACUGCAUUUUAAUAACUAAUUUUAUUUACUACAUACAAUUGUUUACGUUUUAAUAACAUAACCUGAAUCUUAUUUUUUCUUCUCAUUAUUUUUUUGGACUAUGGCCUUGACAAUUAUCCAGUAACCAGGACUAAUAUAAUUGGCCAAUAUAAUUAAAAGUGCGAAUAAAGUUGCAGAGCGUAGAAAUAGGUGUCGCUUUGCCGAACUUGCACGGUCCCAAUAAAUCAUUUAAAGACAAUACAUCCUAUUUUAUAACUUUUCCAAAGCCUUUAUUUAUAAACAAUCUCAUGUUAUACCUAUAAUACAAUAUUUUAUUUGUAUUAAGUACUAUUCAGUACAUGCACUUGUCAUUUUUAGCCUUAAAAUAUUAAAUGAUCUAUUUUAUUGAUUAUACACUAUAAUAUUGUUGUUAAUUAAUAUAUUUCGGCAAGUAAUGAAAAGCAAUUGACAUCAUUAAUUAUUAGAAUAAAGAAUUACAGAUAUUAGUUGUUCGAUAAACAAGAACAGAAAAAUAUCUCUGACAAGUAAAGAUGCCUAAUUUCUCACUGUGCGAGAAAUAUGGACAUGAUAAAUAAUGCAUAAAGCCAAAUAAUGUCAUCUUCUAAUGUUUUGGCAACGCUCUGACGUCAGAAAUCUUGAAUGACGCCAGCGUAUUUUUGUAGUAAAAAAAAACAAUACAAUCGUCUUCAUACAAGUAUUAAGUAUGUAAUUAUUUUUUGGUAAUAUCUUGUAAUCGAGAAAAAAUAAUAGUUUUACUCUUAUAGUGACAUAAUUUCGUUUUUUGCAAGUAGUAUGUAAAAAACGGUUGACGAUUUUAUUAAUUAUUAUUAAUUGCUAUAUUGUUAUACUUGGUGCUACAAUGAAGCAUUUUCAUGUCAUGAUCUAUCUAUCUAUAAGCGAGGUUUCUACAGCCUCUGCCGCUUCUCGCACUUCGACUGCCAUCGUUUUCUGUCCAUCCAUUCGUCUUCUUUGAUGGCUCUAUCUUUCAUGAUGUGCCGUCAUGAUCUCAUAACUGAAAACUGACAAUGUUUUAGAUACUUUCAAUUCCUGUACCAAGAUUGCAUUUUUAAGUACCGUAUUUUAGGACAAUCUAGUUUAUCAUCCAUUAUUUAAUUUAAUGAAAUUUAAUCUAAUUUCUACUUAAUUUUACUUAAUUAUUUUUUUUAUUACUUCGUGGAGCAUAGAUUGACCUGAUGACAAAAUGAUACAAUAUUGUCUUCCAGCUAAUGUUGUUUUCUUUUUAUAGAAUAAUUCUGAAUUUCUUUAACCUUUAACUACCCUCGCAUCAAGUUAUAACAUAACUACAUGCGUGGCGUACUUUGUACGCCACAAGAAAAUACACUUAAAAACAGCUGAUUUGUUUAAUU
Messenger RNA from Diabrotica virgifera virgifera (western corn rootworm), 5056 nucleotides. Its product is annotated as dystrophin-like. Gene Ontology annotation, biological process: synaptic signaling. Gene Ontology annotation, cellular component: plasma membrane. Gene Ontology annotation, molecular function: zinc ion binding; protein binding. NCBI's taxonomy places the organism in Eukaryota, Metazoa, Arthropoda, Insecta, Coleoptera, Chrysomelidae. The record is from RefSeq and is a predicted model, not a curated record. Bases 265 to 2103 code for a protein of 612 amino acids. The transcript has 9 exons.